AGUGAACAACAAAGGUCUAAGCUUUAUAGCUCAACGACCCCUCCGUGCUCGAGGAGGCUCCUCAAUUCUCCAAACCCAGGUCGAUAAUGGCGUCGAGCGUCUCCAUUUCCUCUUCCUCCUCCUUCAAAACCCUAACUCUCUCCAACCCAAACUCCCCGCGCCAUCGUAGGCGAUUUGGGAUCGCUUAUGCGAGCUUGGGGCAAAAAACUUUGGCUCCGGGUGUUAAGAUCUCCGAAGGAAACGGGGGGCUCCCCAAGGUCGAUUUGAGCUCACCUAAUGGCAGUGAAGCUGAGAUCUAUCUGUUUGGAGCUUGCGUCACAUCUUGGAAGGUUCCGAAUGGCAAGGACCUCCUAUUUGUUCGACCGGAUGCAGUGUUCAAUGGGAAGAAGCCUAUCAGUGGAGGAAUCCCACAUUGCUUCCCACAAUUCGGUCCUGGUCCUAUGCAGCAGCAUGGAUUUGCAAGGAACAUGAAUUGGUCUAUUGCUGACUCUGAAGUCAGUGAGGGAGAUCCAGUUGUGACUUUGGAACUAAAAGAUGACUCCUAUAGUCGCUCAAUGUGGGAUUUCAGCUUCCAAGCUUUAUACAAGGUGACUUUACACUCAAAGAGUCUGUCGACAACCCUAACUGUAACAAAUACGGACAAGAAGCAAUUAUCGUUUAGCACAGCGCUCCACACUUACUUCCGUGCAUCUAUAACUGGUGUAUCAGUGAAAGGUCUGAAGGGCUGCAAGACUCUAAACAAGGAUCCAGACCCUUCUAAUCCUCUCGAGGGUACGGAGGAAAGGGACGUUAUUACCUUUCCCGGCUUUGUUGAUUGCGUUUACCUCGAUGCGCCUAAUCAGCUCCACCUAGACAAUGGAUUGGGCGAUGCAAUCACUAUCCAAAAUACGAACUGGUCGGAUGCAGUUCUCUGGAACCCGUACUUGUCGAUGGAAUCUUGCUACAAAGAUUUCGUCUGUGUGGAAAAUGCUAAGAUAGGAAAGGUCCUCCUAGAGCCUGAGCAAACUUGGAUUGCCGAGCAGCGGAUCGCUACAAGCUGAAGCUGUGCCAGAGAGCUCGUGCCGUGAAGUAAACAGAAAAAAAAAAGAUGGUUUUCAUUUCGGAUAAUCCCCAUCGUAUGUGAGAUGUUUGCUUAUUGUGGGAAAUUAAUAAGGGAGAUAGAUGUCUUUUACUAAGAAAUACAUGAAUCUGCGCGCUCUCUUGUUAAUGUAGUUUUGAGUUAUUCGUGUUGUAUAUUAUAAUGACAUUUUAAUCAUCCGCGUAACCCCGAAAACAAAGGAAAAGAAUUCGAAAGCUCCAUUUUAUCUUUUGUUGUGGCAAUGACACUUUGUAGCUUAAUUUGUAUAUAUUUUCAGGAACUUGGGCUUCUUUUUGAAUUCUCAUUA
Ananas comosus (pineapple) is the source of this 1385-nucleotide messenger RNA. RefSeq names its product putative glucose-6-phosphate 1-epimerase. Gene Ontology annotation, molecular function: carbohydrate binding; isomerase activity. Gene Ontology annotation, biological process: carbohydrate metabolic process. The transcript has 10 exons. NCBI's taxonomy places the organism in Eukaryota, Viridiplantae, Streptophyta, Magnoliopsida, Poales, Bromeliaceae. Bases 87 to 1040 code for a protein of 317 amino acids. The record is from RefSeq and is a predicted model, not a curated record.